GCUCCGUGUGUGUGCCUGUAGUGCUCCCACAGCACUUUUAGUGUUUUUUUAUUUCUGUUUUUCUUCUGUUCUGUUACUAACAAACUAGCAAAAUGUUUGAUGUUUUCGGGUCCGUCAAGGGCCUUCUCAAACUCGAUACCGUCUGCAUAGACAACAAUGUUUUCAGGUUGCAUUACAAGGCAACGGUUAUCAUACUGAUCGCUUUCUCCUUAUUAGUGACGUCAAGACAAUAUAUUGGUGACCCCAUAGAUUGCAUUGUCGAUGAAAUUCCAAUGAAUGUGAUGGAUACAUACUGCUGGAUCUACUCAACGUUUACCAUCCCUAAUAGAUUAGUUGGAGUGUCCGGUAAAGACAUUGUUCAACCUGGUGUUGCAUCUCAUGUUGAUGGCAGGGAUGAAGUUAAAUACCACAAGUAUUAUCAGUGGGUGUGCUUUGUGUUGUUUUUCCAAGCUAUUUUAUUUUAUGUUCCACGUUAUCUGUGGAAAACAUGGGAAGGAGGACGCAUCAAGAUGCUGGUGUUGGACCUGAACUGCCCUGUGGUGAGCGAUGAUUGUAAAGAUGGCAGAAAGAAACUACUUGUGGACUAUUUUGUAGCCAAUUUGCGUACGCAGAACUUCUAUGCAUUCCGCUUUUUUAUAUGUGAAGCUCUAAACUUUGUGAAUGUUGUGGGUCAAAUUUAUUUCAUGGAUUUCUUCUUAGAUGGUCAAUUCUCUACUUAUGGCAGCGAUGUCAUACGAUUUACCGAGAUGGAACCAGAAGAAAGAGAAGAUCCUAUGUCAAGAGUCUUUCCUAAAGUUACAAAAUGUACGUUCCACAAAUAUGGUCCAUCAGGAACCGUGCAGAAGUUCGAUGGCUUAUGUGUUCUACCGCUGAACAUCGUCAACGAGAAAAUCUAUGUUUUCUUAUGGUUCUGGUUUGUCAUUUUGAGCAUUUUAUCAGGAAUUUCUCUGAUCUACAGAGUUGUGGUCGUUAUGGGCCCCAAAUUUAGAAAGCAUUUGCUACGCGCAAGGUCCCGUCUUGCGCCUCAAGACGAGAUCGAAACGAUAUCUGAGAAAUGUCAAAUCGGUGAUUGGUUUAUCUUAUAUCAGCUUGGCAAGAAUAUCGAUCCUCUUAUUUACAAAGAAUUAGUUAGCGAUUUAGCAGAAAGACUUAGCGGGAAGGAUCCAGUCGUUUAAUUAGAGGAAUAACAAGAAAAUGAUAUAUUUAAAUGGAAGUAGUGAUGGUGUGAUCUAGCGUGAAAGCGCAUCCGUAUAGUGUUCCGGUGUGUGUAAUGUCGACAUUUUAAUACCAUAUUGUUUGUGUUGUGCCAAGCUGUGUGAUAGUGCCGCGCGACGAUUUUCGACCCAAAAUCGAUCCAACAACGAGAUUUAAUGCGAAAUUCGAACGAAGCGUCUGUUUUGUUUAUGUUCUGCCGUUUGUAUUUUCUCCCUGCACCAUUUCCACGUGCUACGUGACGUAGAGCUGUGCCUGUGAUUACGUCACGUGAUCUCUCGACGCGCGUGUUAAGUUGAAGCGAACGCUCUCUGGCCGUUCGCUCAGAGUGCGUAAACCAGUUUCGAAUUGAGCCGCAUGAGAAAAUACAUCGUAAUGGAAUUCCAUCCAAAUCGAGGAACAAUAAGAAAUAAAAGCAACGACAACAAAUAACCACACACGAUUACGGGACCAAUUUCUUUACUUCUUUGCUUUGUAAUCAUGACGGAAGACUGUGUUUUGCCUGAACAUAUUCGCACAAUAUUCGCUAUCUAUAUAAAACAAAAGACAUGAUGCAUCAGUAUAUGAAUGGCAUAUAUUUACACGUGUAAUUCUAUAAUAUUAGAGAUAUAUACUAUUUUUAUAUAAGGUAUUUUGAUAGUUUUGUCGAAGUUGAAAUAUAUUUGAGAUAAUUAGCAACCCAUUCGUUAAAGAAUUAAAAGAGGUUAGUAUAGAAAAAAUGGUUUAUUAUACGUUUUUACACUUGAUGUAUGUCGUCAUUCAAAUGUCACGCCAGGAAAAACACAAAAAUAUAAAGAACUGAAUUUGUUUGAAAACAAACAUAACUAAUAAAUAAUUAAAACAAAAGCUCAGAUAGAGACAUAAUGCCCCAGAAGAAAAAUGAUGUGCUUUAUAUUUUUCUGCUUUUUUUGUUUUUCUUGCUGUGACUGCUGAAUGAUGACACACAUCUAGUGUCGAAACGUCUAAUAAUAUGUUUUUUCUAUAUUAACCUUUCUUAAUUUGACGAAUGUGCUGCAAAUUACCUCAAAUAGGAUAUUUUAUAAAAAAAGUCAGCAAGCCAUUUUUAAGGCGCCUUGUUUUAUAUACGAAAAAGUACAACACAGUUUUCGAGCAAUUGAAAUUCUAAAAUUGUAUAGACUGAUAUUUCCAUUCCAUUUUUGUAACUAAGCAAUACAAAACAAUCAAUCCAUUUCUAUUCUAGAGUAAGGUCAAACGCCUUUGAGUAUUCCAAUGUUUUUAUAACGAAAUUUUUAUAAAAAUUUUAUAUAUUUAUAUUGUAAUUAUAACCAGGUAUCUAAAUAUAAUGACGUAACAAUAUCAACUGCCAUAAUUGUGUAUAUUUAUAAAAAUCGAUUCGAACGCCGACGUGAGUGUUCGUGUAUAUUUUAAAUAAAUGAAAGUUACGCGGAGUUGCUUCUCUAUAUUUCUACAAUUUGCUGACGUUUUUGCUCAUA
Ctenocephalides felis (cat flea) is the source of this 2666-nucleotide messenger RNA. RefSeq names its product innexin inx2. Bases 93 to 1175 code for a protein of 360 amino acids. The transcript has a single exon. Gene Ontology annotation, cellular component: gap junction; plasma membrane. NCBI's taxonomy places the organism in Eukaryota, Metazoa, Arthropoda, Insecta, Siphonaptera, Pulicidae. The record is from RefSeq and is a predicted model, not a curated record. Gene Ontology annotation, biological process: phototransduction. Gene Ontology annotation, molecular function: gap junction channel activity.